Messenger RNA from Melanotaenia boesemani (Boeseman's rainbowfish), 2221 nucleotides. RefSeq names its product chorion transcription factor Cf2-like. The coding region runs from base 115 to 1500 and encodes 461 amino acids. Gene Ontology annotation, cellular component: nucleus. Lineage: Eukaryota; Metazoa; Chordata; Actinopteri; Atheriniformes; Melanotaeniidae. Gene Ontology annotation, molecular function: DNA-binding transcription factor activity, RNA polymerase II-specific; sequence-specific DNA binding. The record is from RefSeq and is a predicted model, not a curated record. The transcript has 7 exons. Gene Ontology annotation, biological process: regulation of transcription by RNA polymerase II.
GUUCGUCGAAUGGCUUUUAUUUUUAAAGACAGGACCAAAAACCGGAAGUAUGAUUUGCGAUAGUCGAAAUAUUCGCUGUCCUGAGAAGGUGCGCAGAUUGUUUUGGCGGAAAAUAUGUGUGAAAUAGAGGAACUGAAGACCUUUGUCUCCGAACGGCUGCACACUGCUAUAUCUGAAAUAUUAGUUGCUAUUACAAAAACAGUAAAGAGUUACAAGAACGAUGUUUCCCGUCUGAAGGAAGAGAACGAGCGCCAUCGCUCCCUGUUGGACAUCAUCCUCAAAACAAAGUCACCACCGACAAAAGCAAAAACUGACACAACGAGUACUGCAGCUUUUUCUGCUGCCACAAACCCCCAUGCGUCAGACUCAAGAGUUAAACAGAAGUUUGAAGUAACUACCGUCACCUCUUCCAGUGGUUUACCAAGCGUCUUCACCACACGUGAUGAAUUUCUGAAGCUUGCAAGCAAUGGCAACUGUCCAUUCUGCCUCAAAAGAGUGCAGGGAACAGAGACACACCUGGUGAAAAGGCAUUAUCUUUCAGCUGUUCAUUUCAUUCUAGAUGGCAACGAAAGAUUUGUCAUACCAUGUAUGUGCAAAGAGAAGAUCCAGGAUAGAAGUCACUGGCACUGCCCAUUGUGCAAAAAGAUCAUUUAUCGGAGAUGCAACUUUGACACCCAUCUGUCAAAACAACAUAAAAUAGCUUUAGUUCAGCAAAGCCAAGAGAAAAAACAGCCCCCCAUCUCUGUCUUAAAAGCAGAAAUCCCUCUGCUUCCUGAACGUUUGGUUCAGGAGGAAAUCAGCAGCCUGGAACGGCAGGAAAAUCAGACUUCACUGCUUCUUCCAGCUAAAAUUGUUGCACAGCAAGAGACGCAGCUACAGGUGCAGUAUGACCAGCAAGGCCUGAUACAAAAUAGUAAUGGUCAAAUGAGAGAACAAAGUCUCAGACUAAAUCAAAACCAAGACUAUGGAUUAAACAUAAUCUGUUUAGACACUUGCAUCCAAGACAUAAGUGACAUCUGCAUCAGAAAUCCUCUGCCUAAUUUUUCAACUCAGGCUGUGGGUAAUAAGCCUGAUACUGGGGCUUCAGAAAUGUUGGAUCCAGCUAAAGGAAACCACCACACUGCUGGAAGCAGUACUUCUGAAGAGACUGGAAGCUGCAGCAAAAGUGAGGAAUCGGACACAACCAAAAUGACUUCAAGUUUAAAUCGGCUCGACCCAAAGAAGAAAGAAGCAGUUAAAAGAUCUUUACCCUCAAAGUAUUUAUAUGCAAAGAAAGCAAGACAGUCACCUGCUGGCCAGAAUACGUCAGGCUCUUUUCGCUGCAAAGCAUGUGGUAAGAAUUUUUAUUACAUGUGCACACUGAGGACACACGUACGUACACAUGCGCAUGAUAAAACCUGUAUUUGUGGGAUUUGUGGAAAACGUUUGGGGUGUAGAGAGAGUUUGGUUCAGCAUGUACAGAGUCACAACAAAAGGAACAUAUGUGGGGACAUGUGGUAAAGAAUUCUCUAGCGACUCGUGUUUGAAACAGUAUAAGAGAUUUCAUCUACCAAAAGGACUAAAAGGGUGAAACUGUCGUAAUGAUAAUCUCACUCACGAUGAUAAACAUACUGAUUGGAAGACAGAACAGUGGUUGUCAAACCCCACUAGGGGGCGCCAAAUGGCAUCAUACAGAGCACUAGUAGUUAUUAGAAUCAUUGAACCUAGUGACUGAAUCAUCAAAAUCUGCUUUACAACAGUAUUUUAAAUCAUAUACUGUCAGUCAAUAUUACAGUUAAGUUGUAUCUUUUCAAGUCUUUAUGGUUUGAGAUUAAGUUGUCAGUACUGUAAAUAUUUUAUACAGUGACAAAAGCAGAGGGGCAGGGGUCACAACUUUUUGAUCCUUGCAUUAAGGGGAGGAGUGGUGCCACAUUACUAGAAGUACUAAUGAGAAACAGUUGUGUGUGCUGUUGUUUAAUAUUUUGUUAACAGUUACUGAUUCUUGCACGCUAUGUAUAUUUUUAGUAUAUUUAUUUUUACAGUUUUUGUAGAUCCAGUAAACCUUUAAGCUACAUUUCUUUUAUAGUUAAAAUCAUCUAUAAUGAGGAGUAUUCGGGGCAGUACAGUCAUGCAGUUUGACUCGCAUAUGUCAAAUCUGUGAACAUCUUUCAAGUCAGAUUCUGAAACUAUAUGAAUUAUUAUUGCCUUGUAUAAUAAAGAGAUUAUGUAUUUUUCCAUACUG